This is a messenger RNA of Camellia sinensis, 1173 nucleotides long. Lineage: Eukaryota; Viridiplantae; Streptophyta; Magnoliopsida; Ericales; Theaceae. The record is from RefSeq and is a predicted model, not a curated record.
AUGGAUAUUGUGAUGAGCACAAAUCCUGGUAGUUAUUUGCAUCUUCACUAUAACCAUCAAAGUGGACGGUUCAAGAGGUUUUUUGUUGUAUUUAAUGCUUUCAUUCAAGGGUUUAGGCAUUGCCGUCCUCUAUUGUUUAUCGAUGGAACUUUUCUGAAGGGGAAAUAUAAGGGCACCUUGUUAACAGCUACAACGAAGGAUGUGGAUCAAGGUUUUUUCCCUCUUACAAUGGAAAUUGUCGAUACGGAGAGUACAGACAGUUGGAAAUGGUUUUUAAUGCAUUUGUCGAAUAUAUUAUUGGAUGAAAGACUAAUUACCUUCAUAUCUGAUCGGAGCACUGGACUAUUGGAGGCUUUACCCAAGGUUUUACCUACUGCUUACCAAUAUUUUUGUCUCCAACACUUGAAAGCCAAUUUGAGGGAUAGGUUCUCUGGUCCAAUAUUUGAAAGAAUUACAAGAUCAGGGAAAAGGGAUUAUUGUAGGUUUCUAUCCAAUUUGCCCUAUGACAAGUGGACUAAUGCAUAUUUUAAAGGACAAAAAUACGGUGAAAUGCACUUGAAUGUGGUAGAGUCUUUCAAUUCAUGGAUCCGUCAAGCUCAUCAUUUACCCACUACGAAGAUGAUUGAUUCAAUUAGGUUGAAGAUCAUGGAUUUGAUGUCGAGAAGGAGAGAACAAGCUAAGAAAUGGAAUACUUUUCUUUGUCCGGAGAUGGAUUCAACAUUAGUAAAUGCUCUUAAAAGUGGAAGAACUUGGUUGGUUAGUCGUUCAAGUGAUCAUGUUUUUGAGGUUCAAUCCUGGCCAUCGGUUAGCGUUGACCUCUUGAAUAGAACUUGUUCAUGUUACCAAUGGCAAUUGAAUGGAUUUAUUUGUGCUUACGUGACGACCGCUAUCCAAAAGAGCGGAGGUGAUUUGUAUGCACAUGUGGAACCAUUUUAUUACACUAUCAAGUUCAAAGCUUGUUAUGCUGAGUCCGAUUAUCCAAUGCCCACUGUUGAGAAACCUCUUGCAGCUAUGGAUGAUCUUGUUAUCCUUCCUCCAAUUUGUAAGAAGCCACCUGGUAGGCCAAGGAAGAGUAGGAUUCCAUCUAAGGGUGAGAAGAUAAGACGAGUACAAUGUGGUAGAUGCGAGAAGUACGGUCAUAAUAGCAAGACUUGCAAGGAGACAUUGCCGUGA